This is a messenger RNA of Cuscuta campestris, 1995 nucleotides long. The record is from the annotation of a GenBank genome assembly. Lineage: Eukaryota; Viridiplantae; Streptophyta; Magnoliopsida; Solanales; Convolvulaceae.
AUCCAAAUUACCGCGUGACUCAUUUCAAUUUCUGAGUAUCUAAACCCUACUUCCAUGGCGCUUCUUCAUUCAUAACUCAAUUCAACCCAUACAAGGAGCCAAUAACCUAAUUCCGCCUGAAAAUGCUAUCCUGGCGUCAACUACUAGUCCAAACCCUAGUCCGGGUUAACACGACGCCAUUGACGACCCGAACCCGAUCAUACAGUGCGAACAGGGGGAAGAAGGUGACUCUGUACUCCAGGAUCAGCCCACUGGGAAGCCCGACCGCCUCCAUAGUCCCCGAGCUCGAUGAAUGGGUACGGCAAGGCAAUAAGGUCCGAUUUGCAGAGCUUCAGCGCAUUGCUAUCGAUCUCCGCAAGCGCAGGCGCUUCUCUCAAGCUCUUGAGGUAUUCGACUGGAUGAAAAAAAAUGAAGCAGUUAGAUUCUCUGCAACUGAGCAUGCAAUGCGUUUGGAUCUUAUCGGUAAGGUUCAUGGGAUUGUCUCAGCCGAAGAGUAUUUCAAUAGCUUGAGCGAAGAAGACAAGAAUGAAAAGACUUACGGUGCUUUGUUGCAUUGCUAUUCCCGCCAGCUCCAAGUUGACAAGGCAUUACUCCAUUUGCAGGAAAUGAAGGAUAAAGGUCUUACUUUAUCACCAGUUGCUUUCAAUGACAUCAUGAGCCUUUACACGAGAAGCGGGCAGCAUGAAAAAGUUCCUGAAGUGCUUGACCGUAUGAAGAAACACGGGGUAAACCCUGACAAUCUGAGUUACAGAACCUGUAUCAAUUCUUAUGGAGAAAGGGCAGAUAUUGAUGGAAUGGAAAAAGUUUUGAACGAAAUGGAAAAUCAAGCUUAUCUUAACAUGGACUGGAACACAUAUGCUGCUGUAGCAAAUAUCUAUAUGAAGUCAGGCCUGCCACUGAAAGCAAACAUCAUGCUUGCAAAAGCAGAGGAGAAGAUGGAUAUUAAAAACGAAGACAUCUACAGUUUUCUCAUCUCAUUACACACUAAGCUGGGAAACAAAGCACAUGUCUUUAGAUUGUGGGAGACAGGAAAGAGUAAUUGUAAGAAAAUCAUUAAUCAACAUUAUUUAACUAUGCUGAAAUCUCUGGUAAAACUAGAUGAACUUGAAGAAGCACACAAGCUUCUAACGGAGUGGGAGAAGUCUGGAAACUGUAAUGAUCUUCGAGUUCCAUGCACAGUUAUUAUUGGAUAUAUUGACAAGGGUUUAUAUUCAAAUGCUGAAAGUAUGCUUAAAGAUUUAAAAGAUAGAGGAAAAAUAGCGUCUCCGAGAAUAUGGGGCAGAGUUGUGGAAGGCUACCUGGAUAAAGGCGAGUUAGAGAGAGCCAUAGCGUGUAUGAGUGUUGCCUUUCCUUUGAGAAACAGUAAAGGAUGGAAGCCUACUACUAAGGUUAUUAUGGGAAUAUUAAGUUCUCUGGGUGAGAGGUAUAGCUCAAAAGAAGCAGAAACAUUUUUAACUUUGUUGAAAAAAUAUGUACCAUUGAACAGACCGAUGUACCAUAUGCUGCUCAAGUCCUAUGUGGAUAGCGGAAAAGAUGUGGAGGAGCUUUUGAACUCCAUGAAAGAUGACAACAUUGACGAAGAUGAUGAAACAAAGAUGAUCCUCAAUAUGAACCAGUCUGGAAUUUGAACAAGGAAUUUCCAGACCAGCCUUCAAUUUCUGCAGCUGGAAAUCGUCCUCUCCAUGGCUUCCCAAAGACCAGAGGAAGAAUGCCCUAUCACUCCAAUUAUGAUGCUAAUGUAAAUGCCAGUGAAGAACAGAAGAUUGGAAUGAACCACGAGAAGGUAGACAAGAAGGGAAACUGAGUGAACCCGCGGCACCUUAGACAUUUCUGCUUAGCGACUCAACCAACAUAUAUAGUUGAAGCAAUGCCAUCAAUUUUCCUACAAUUCUACAUCUGUUGCAUUAUAAUAACGGAUACGAUGAAAUGUCGCGUUGUAAAAAUUGAUCGUAUCCAAAUGUAACACCGGGAUCCUAAUAAAUUUUGAAUAACGUU